AUGUCUUUGACGCGCGUCGCCGCCCGGGUGCCUCGGGCGGUGCGGGCGCCCGUGGCGCCGGUGCGGGCGGCGCGGCCCGGGCUCGACAAGCUCCGGCCAGCCAGAGGCUGGUCCGCGCCUCCCGCCUGGGGCGCCUGUGCUUUCGUCGCCGCACAGCAGCGCCGCCGGCGCCACAGCAGCAAUUCGGCGGCAGUUCGGGCGGCGCCGAUCUCGCCGCCGGAGAUCUUCCGGAAGGACUACCAGGAGCCCAGCUGCUGGAUCCGCGAGGCCCGGCUCACGGUGCGCAUCUUCGAGCAGCGCACCGAGGUGCGGAGCCGCCUGCGCCUGGAGCGCGCGGAGUCGAGGGGCGAGGGCCUGGCGCUGGAUGGGGAGGAGCUGAGGCUGAAGCGGGUGGUCCUGGCAGGCCAGGAGCUAAAAGACGGCGAGGACUACAAUGUCACGGGGGAGAAGUUGGUGAUCUCUGCCGCGGCUUUGGAUGCGGCGGAUGCGCCGGAGGAGGACAUUUGGCUUGAGACGGAGGUGGAAAUCAAGCCGGAGGAGAACACACAGCUGUCAGGCCUGUACUACAGCGGCAGCAUGUACUGCAGCCAGAUGGAGGCUGAGGGUUUCCGAAGGUUCACAUACUACUUGGACCGCCCGGACGUCAUGUCCAAAUUCACCUCCGUGCGCAUCGAGGCGGAUGAGGAUCGGUGCCCCAUCCUGCUGAGCAAUGGCAACCGCAUCGCCACGGGCAAGCUGCCGGAGGGGAGGCACUUCGCUGAAUGGUCAGAUCCCUUUGCGAAGCCCUGCUACCUUUUCGCAUUGGUGGCGGGGGAUUUGGCAUCUAUCCAGGACAAGUUUGAAACUGCAUCAGGUCGCGAGGUGCAUUUGGAGGUCUUCGCCGCCAGGGAGGACAAGGACCAGCUCUGGCACGCCAUGCGGUCCUUGCAGCACGCCAUGCGCUGGGACGAGGAGCGUUUCGGCCUCGAGUACGACCUGGACAUAUACAACAUCGUGGCGGUGAGGGACUUCAACAUGGGGGCCAUGGAAAAUAAGAGCCUGAACGUGUUCAACACCUCGCUGACGCUAGCGCGGGAAGAUACCGCCACGGAUGACGACUACGAGAGCAUUGAAGGGGUUAUCGGGCACGAGUACUUCCACAACUGGACGGGCAAUCGGGUGACGUGCAGGGAUUGGUUCCAACUGACGCUGAAAGAAGGUCUCACGGUGUACAGAGAUCAGGAGUUCUCCUCAGACAUGGGCUCCCGAGCGCGCAAGCGUAUUGAAGAUGUGCGCAUCCUGCGCUCAUACCAGUUCCCGGAGGACAGCGGACCUAUGGCACACCCGAUCCGCCCGGAGAAGUAUGCGGCCAUCGAUAAUUUCUAUACGGCCACAGUCUACGAGAAGGGAGCUGAGGUCAUCCGCAUGUAUGAGACUCUGCUGAGCCGCGAUGGCUUCAGAAAGGGCAUGGACCUUUACUUCCAGCGCCACGAUGGCACUGCAGUGACCUGCGAUGACUUCCGGGCCGCCAUGCAGGACGCCAAUGGCCGAGACCUCUCGCAGUUCGAGCGGUGGUACUCCCAGGCGGGCACGCCGCUGGUGAAGGCCGCAGACAGCUGGGACCCGGAGCAGGGGAUCUACACCUUGACGCUGAAGCAGUCUGUCCCCGCCACUGCAGACGACAGCGGCACGCUGCCCAUGCCAAUCCCAGUCCGGCUUGGGCUCCUGGACCGAGCCACGGGGAAAGAGCUCGUGCCGGACACGGUGCUUGAGCUUCUUGAGGAGGAGCACUCCUUUGAGCUCCCGGUGGCCGCCGAGGAGAAGCCGGUGCCGUCGCUGCUGCGGGGCUUCUCUGCGCCCGUGCAGCUGCAGUACGAUUACAGUGACAAGGACCUUGCUUUGCUUGCCGCCUUCGACACGGAUUCCUUCAACCGCUGGGAGUCCAUGCAACGUCUUGGCACCAAAGCUGUGCUGGAUGCACUGGCGGCAGAGGAUCUUGAAUCCUUUCAUGUUGAGGGCGCCUUCAUGAACGCCCUGCGCAGAACCGUGCAAGACAGGGAGACGGAAGACUUGUCCCUGAUCGCUUAUGCGCUGAUCCUGCCAAGCGAGUCGACCCUCAUUCAGCUGGCGCAGCCGCCCAUCGACCCUAUGCGCCUCCACGCGGCCAGGAAUCGAGUUCGGAAGCUGAUCGCCGCAGAAGCUGCUGAAGACUUGAGAGAGCGCUAUGAGGAGCUGACGCCAGAAGAAGGCGAGACCUACACCAUCGACGGGCCCAACGCCAGCCGGCGCCGGCUCCGCAACGUGCUGCUGGCGUACCUCGCUGCACCCGGAACCGCAGAGGCGGCAGCGCGGUGCGGCGCACACUUUCGGAGCGCACGAGGUAUGACGGACAAGGAGGCAGCCUUCAGCCUCCUCUGCUCCAUGCCGGACUCGGCGGAGGCCAAGGAGGCCGUGGAGGUGUUCCUGGCGGAAGCCAAAGGCGACGCCAACGUCAUCGACAAGUGGUUUGCUUCGCAGGCAAGGGCCGAUGUAGAUGACCUGCUGCCACGGGUGAGGCAGUUGAUGGAGCACCCAGAGUUCACCCUCAAGAAUCCAAAUCGCCUGCGCUCGGUGGUCAGCGUCUUCAUCGGUAGCCCGCAGUUCCACCUUGCGGAUGGCUCCGGCUACGACUUCGCCCUGGAGAUGAUACCCAAGGUGGACGGCCUGAACCCCCAGGUGGCGGCGGGCAUGGCCAACGGCGCCUUCCGGACCUGGCGAAAGUUGGACCAAGACCGGCAGGAGCUGAUCCGCGAGAGGCUGAAGGCCCUGCAGAAGAUGAGCCUCUCCAAAGACACGGCGGAGAUUGUGUCGAAGAUGCAAGGCAUCUCGGAGAAGGGCACGGGCAUCAGCUACGAGACCUCCAACCCCUACGUGGCCUGCAGCUCGGACUCCUCUGAGGAGGGUGGCCCCUGCACCGGCCUGUCCGACUAUCCCAAUGCCACCAUCACGGACUACGGCUCCAUCAGCGGCGCGGAUGCCAUGCCACUCGGUCUGAAGCCAAGCCAAGGCAUCGCGACGGACGAGGGCGAGUCCGUGGACCAUGUGGUCUCUGUGGUGGGCUGGGGCACCGACAAGCAGAAGGGCAUGCGCCUGUACUGGAUCGUGCGUAACUGGGGUGAGUUCUGGGGUGAGAUGGGCUACGGGUGGCCAAGGGAGCAGUGCUCCUGGGCGGUGCCCGGCUCCUUCACCGCGGAGGAGAAGGACAACCAGGCAACUGGCCGCAAGCUGAGCGCCCAGUCUGACUUCCUGCAGGUGGAAGAGCAGAGGUCCGGCGCCAGCCAGGAGCACAGAACGCGGAUGGAGAGCUACAAGUCUCUGCGGCAGAAUAUCCAAGACCUGGCGAGCAAGGCCGACCCUGGCGAGGGCGCAGGCAUGAAAAUGUACGUGGACACAGUGAAGAACCUGCUGAACAACUCCAUGAUUCAGGCGAUCCGCUCGCAGUUCGCAGCGGAUGAGACCAUCCUGAAGAAUGCCGUGUCCAGCUUCGGCCUCUGCAACGACACGCUGGAGGGAGCCUUGAGCCACCCCAACGCCGUGCGCGCGGGCGGCCACGGCAGCCUGUACAAGGGCCUCUCCACACUCAAGGUGAAGCACAAUGACUGCCGCGGACGUCAAGAGGCUAAGAAGAUCGAGUAUGACAUGUGCAUGGACACGAAAGAGAACCAUGGGCAGCUCAUGAACGCCUCCUGCGAUGGCAACUUCUCCAAGUUCUACAACAAAGCUGGCUCCGGCACCACGGGCCAGUGGGAGGAGACGUGCGAUACCAAGCAGACCAUCUACAAGCAGAAUCCUCCUGCAGACAUCGCGCUGAUCCACCAGCCGCUUUGCGUUUUGAUUUUGGGUCACGCGGAAAGCGACGCGGAUUUCGGGUCGCCGUUCGGCUCCCUGGGCCGACUCGGCCGCAUGGCCUGGGAAGACUGCGGGGAGGAUGUGUGCCUCUUCCCCUGCGAGGACCUGGGGGAGGUGGCGGACUGUAGCGGGGAGGCCCUGCGCGGCAGCUGCAUCCAGGUGGGCGCCUUCCGCGUGAAGCUGCUGCUGGCGCAGACUUGCGCGGACCAGCUGCAGCCGGAGGACCUGGGCCUAAGGAUCUGGCCCGGCACUCAUGCUAUGGCGUGGCUCCUGUUGCAGUUGGAGCGCCAGGACCAGCUGAAGCAGCGCUCCGUGCUGGACGUGGGCUGCGGCAGCGGCUUGGUGGGGCUGCUGGCGGCCCAGGGCGGAGCAGGGCCGGUGACGCUCAGCGACCGCCCGGGCCGCGCGCUGGACCUGGCCAGGAAGAAUGCGCAACUGAACCCUCCGGCGGUGGAGGUGAAAGCGUUGGCCUGGGGGCCGGAGGCCGUUGAUGAGCUGCCAGACUCCGUGUUCGACCUGCUGCUGCUGUCGGAGGUUCUCUACGUGGCACAGCCCACCUGUGUUCCCUGGAGCCUCGAGGAGGCGGACGUGGAGGCGCUGGCGCAGCUCACGAAGGCCAAGCUCAGUGAGGCGGGCCACGCCUGGGUGACCUACGGCAACCGGGAAGCAGGCGGCGCGGAGCAGUUCGCGGCGGCGGCGGAGAGGGCGGGGCUCCGCUGCGAGGAGCGCGCGCUGGCGGAGGUGGUGCCGCCCGAGCGCCUGGAGGGGCCGCAGAGCGCGGCCCUGCGCCGGGUCCGCGUCUUCCACCUGCAGCACGCCUGCUACCUGAUUGAGCAGUUCGACUACUUCAGCACCCUCGUGGCUGACUACGAGUAUGCCGAGAAGCUCUGCUUCAAUCGGACCAGGGACUUCGAAGACACGCGGGACCGCUGCGAGAAGUUGUUCAAGGAGCACGGCGACCUCACGGCAGAGUGCGACAACUUCCAGGACACGCUGGAUGCGGAAGCCUGCACGCAACAGAGCUGCAGAGGGGCCCACGGAAAUGCAGCUUGUCGAGCCAUGGAGCCGGGGGCCUUCGGGUUCCGCUCGCGGCGCGCCCCGGUCUUUGGGAAGCGGGGCAUGGUGGCCACCAGUCAGCCCCUCGCCAGCGAGGCGGGGCUGCGGGUGCUGCAGCAGGGCGGCACGGCGGCGGACGCCUGCGUGGCGGCGGCGGCGGCGCUGAACGUCACGGAGCCCUGCAACACCGGGCUGGGCGGGGAUGCCUUUGCGCUCUUCUUCAAUGCCAAGACGAAAAAGGUGGAGUGCCUCCAGGGCUGCGGGCGGUCACCGGCAGCGCUGACCCUGGAGGCCGUGAAGGCCCACCCCGACGUGGCAGGCAAGGGCGAGCUGCCGCCGCUCAGCGCCUUGUGCGUCACCGUGCCGGGGGCGGCCAGCGCCUGGGACGCGGCCAGCCGGCGCUGGGGGGCCCUGCCGCUGAGGCAGGCCUUGGCCCCCGCCGUGGAGCUGGCGGAGCAGGGCUUUCCCGUGGCGCCGGGCGCGGCGCACGUCUGGGCCGACAGCGAGGGAGUGCUGCGCUCGGCGGCCGCGGCCGGCAGCGGCCGAGCCAGCCCCUACCUGCCGAAGGGCACGACGCCCAAAGCCGGGGAGAUCUUCAGGAACCCCGAGCUUGCGGCCACGCUGCGGCUCUUGGGCGAGCACGGCGCCAAGGAGGGGUUCUAUAAGGGCCGCGUGGCCGCGGAGAUCGUGAAAGCCCUCAAGUCUCGAGGGGGCCUCAUGGCGGAAAGUGACCUGGCCAACCAUGAGACGCUCUUCGUGGAGCCGGUGAGCACCAGCUACCGAAACCGCCUGCGGCUCUGGGAGUGCCCACCACCCACGCAGGGCGUCACGGCCUUGAUGGCGCUGAACCUCUUGGAGCGGCUGCCGCCCUUCCCGCGGCAGAGCGCUGCGGCGCUGCACGCGCAGGCGGAGGCGCUGCGCUUUGCCUUUGCGGACGCCUUGCAGUUCUGCGCGGACCCCUCCCAUGGCGGAUCAGUGGAGCCGCUGCUGAGCAAGGACCGCGCCGCGGCUCGCUGGGAGAAACUGUUCUGUCCCACCAGCCGCGCGGCGCAGGUCGCACCAGACUCGGGCCUCCGCGCGGGUCCCGACACGGAGAACAUGCGGGACUUCUCGCGCAUCGGAACCUCCGCACGCGAGCGGCCGCUGCUGCCUGGAAUGGAGCUGGCCGCCAAUGGAAGCGACGGAAGCGAGGAGAAAGAGCUCAGGCGGAAGAACGUGAAAGCCAUGUUUGCGUUCCAGCUCCUGCUGUCCUUGGCCUGGGGAAUGGCCAUGGGCCCCAUCUUCGACAAGUACCUCUUCUUGAUGGGCUCCGGGCUGGCCCAGGGGCCGCGCCUCUUCCCCGUGAGCAAGGCCAACAGCUUGGUGGGCAUGGCCGAGAGCAUCUCGGGGCUGACCAGCCUGGUGGUGGCCCUCCCAGUGGGCUACGUGGUCGACCGGCGACCGGACCAGAGGGCGCGGUUGCUGCGGAUGUCUGCUGCGGUGGCGAUGCUGGGCCUUCUCUUGGCCAUCGCGGCCUUGGCCAGCGAUGAGCUGCUGGUGCUCGGG
This is a messenger RNA of Effrenium voratum, 6468 nucleotides long. The record is from the annotation of a GenBank genome assembly. Lineage: Eukaryota; Dinophyceae; Suessiales; Symbiodiniaceae.